Molecule: messenger RNA, 1650 nt
Organism: Mesocestoides corti
Lineage: Eukaryota; Metazoa; Platyhelminthes; Cestoda; Cyclophyllidea; Mesocestoididae
Source: the annotation of a GenBank genome assembly
AUGCGGUGUUGUCGAGUCGGAAUCCCCACGCUGAAGUGGUUCGGCACGGAGGGCGACUACAACGUCAUGGUGAUGCAGCUGCUGGGCCCGAGUCUGGAGGACCUCUUCAACUUUUGCGGGCGUCGCUUCAAACUCAAGACUGUCAUCCUCCUCGCCGACCAAAUCCUCAUGCGCAUCGAGUACAUGCACAGUCGCAACUUCAUCCACCGUGACAUCAAGCCCGACAACUUCCUGAUGGGUCUUGGCAAGCGUGGCAACGUCGUCUACUUCAUCGACUUCGGCCUGGCGAAGAAGUACCGCGACUCGCGCACCCACAUCCACAUCCCCUACCGCGAGAACAAGAACCUCACCGGGACCGCUCGCUACGCCAGUGUCAACACCCACCUCGGCAUCGAACAAUCCCGACGUGACGACAUGGAGUCGCUGGGCUACGUGCUGAUGUACUUCCUGCGGGGCAGUCUCCCCUGGCAGGGCCUUAAGGCUGGCACGAAGCGACAGAAGUACGAGAGAAUUUGUGAGAAGAAGAUGGAGACCUCCAUUGAGUCGUUGUGUGCCGGCUACCCAAGCGAAAUGGUGGACUACCUUAGCUACUGUCGAGGCCUGCACUUCGAGGCCAAGCCUGACUACUCCUACCUCCGUCGCCUGUUUCGCACGCUCUUCAAGAAGAACCACUUCACCCACGACAUCGUCUUCGACUGGAACCUCCUCAAGAUCUCGGGGAACGAGGCCCCCGGCAGCAGCGGUGCCGCUGGAAAUGGCGCCGCUGGAGCGCCUGCAAUCGAUGCUGGUCCAAGUAAAGCCCCAGCCAACUCCCACCAGCCACCGGCGCAGGUGCAACCGGGCAUUCAAAAGGAGGACGACAGCUUACCCAAUGAUCGAGCGCGGCAUCACCUGCAGCCGCAGUUUCCACCUCUGCUGCGACCGCCGACCCCGGACAACGUCGUGCAGCCAACAACCCGAGCCGUGGAGCUUCACUUACGUGCCCUCCAACAACAGCAGCAGAAACAACAGCAGCGCAGCCUGAUGAGUAACCGCGGACCCCAGCGUGGUCCCCCGGCCGCCUCGGGCGCAGUUCUCUCCUACCUUCGAUCGAUGGAUCCCGUGACCUCUCCCGCGUUCGCCCUCCAGCAGCCCAACCACCCUCAAGCCCAGUGGAAUGUCAACAACAACGCGAUACCGCGCACCGCCUCUGACAGCCCCGCUGCAAUGUGGCCGGCGGCGCCCCCUCCGGCUGGCUACACACCCGGUCCCGCCUACACCUUCCCCGACCAACACCACCCUCAGCGGUCUGGCGUUGCUGGCGCCGCCGCCCCCGGGGGUGUGGGAACAGCGGGACCGGUGAACCUCUACGUGGUGUCGGAUCCCACGACGGCAGCAGCUGCUGCGGCUAUGGCGCAACAACAGCAACACCAGCAGCAGCAGCAGCAACAACAACAACAGCAGCACUUUGCGGCAAUUGCUGCGGCCGCUCAGCAACAGCAGCAGUGGGCCGCGGCGCGUUUCGCUCUUGGUGGCAUGUGGCCCCCCCACCAACCCGCGCCGCCGCCCCCGCAGAUGUCGACACAAGUCCCGAGUGCUGCUGCAGCCGCCGCCGCCGCUGCUGCUCCCACCGCCGACCCAGCCACCUUCCGCUCCGGGUGCCUGCACUGA